This is a messenger RNA of Lytechinus pictus (painted urchin), 822 nucleotides long. RefSeq names its product growth hormone secretagogue receptor type 1-like. Lineage: Eukaryota; Metazoa; Echinodermata; Echinoidea; Temnopleuroida; Toxopneustidae. The transcript has a single exon. The coding region runs from base 1 to 822 and encodes 273 amino acids. Gene Ontology annotation, cellular component: plasma membrane. The record is from RefSeq and is a predicted model, not a curated record. Gene Ontology annotation, molecular function: G protein-coupled receptor activity. Gene Ontology annotation, biological process: G protein-coupled receptor signaling pathway.
AUGGCCUAUCGGGAGGGCCAGGGGCUGGAGCAGGAGCGCAGCCCCAUUCGUCCUGAGAGAGAUCUAAGUGGUGCUUUAAGUUUAUCCGCCGAAGCCUUGACGCUGCUCGGUAAUAUACUGCCAGUGAUAGUGGUGUUCAGGUUCAAGACCCGAGCCGAGAGGACGGUCACAGACAUCCUGAUUGGAACUCUUGCGAUCAAUGAUAUCUUUUCGGUGCUAUUGCCUCUACCGGUUUCUCUACCCAGUUUCAUUGCUCCUGGUUCCGAAUCCGCAUGGCACGGGGGCAAGGCAGCGUGUAUUUUCUACCAAUUCUCUGUCUACUGGCUACAAAAUUCAGCCAUGCUUCUCGUCACUGCCAUGGCCUUAGAACGAUGGCUAGCCGUCACGUUCCCGCUGCGAUACAAAAGCUGGACCACGCGCGGACGAGCUCGAACCAUGAUCGUCGUCAUCUUCGGAUCGACGUUCGUUGUCGCGUGUCUGCCCGUCAUGGGCCUGGCUCCACCGGCUGUGUCGAAACACGGCAGCAGGUUCUGCCGUUCCUGGAUCGCUACGCAACCGGAGGUCUGGUACCACACCAUCUUCCCCAUAGUUCUUAUAUCACAGGGCUGGGUCUCCAUGGUACUGGUCCUGGUCCUGAAUGUGUGCUUGAUGGUUAGACUAACAAGGUUUAGGAGGAGACUCAAAACGGACCGAGGUGAAAUGACCACGGAGAGAAAAUCAAUACGUGAAUUUACAAAACUUGUUCUUGUCGUCGCUGUGCUUUUUUACUGUACCUGGUUACCUGUACUCGUGAGUAUAAUCAUAAUUUUAUUUCUAAUUUGA